Molecule: messenger RNA, 1688 nt
Organism: Spizellomyces punctatus DAOM BR117
Lineage: Eukaryota; Fungi; Chytridiomycota; Chytridiomycetes; Spizellomycetales; Spizellomycetaceae
Exons: 3
Coding region: 14-1450 (478 amino acids)
Cellular component (GO): actin cortical patch
Molecular function (GO): phosphatidate phosphatase activity
Source: RefSeq, a predicted model, not a curated record
AGUUUGAGAUGCGAUGUCAUCAUUGCCAGGUUCGUUCCCUCUGCGCGACUCGUUUAUCCAAUCAAAUCCUGCACCAGACGUGGGAAUAAACGUCGGAACGGAGCUCCCAAAUGCAAAAAAUUCAAGCGACCUCGUUGAACGCAUUUUGCUCUUUCCUACCUAUGCCCGUCUGGAACAUGACCCAGCGACGGUGCCUACAUGCCCGGCCACACCUGUGCCCCAAGUAUCUGGAGAAUCAGGGAACCCAUCCCGAACCGUUUGGCUGGUGAAUGUAAAGGGUUGGGUGUAUGCGACGCGUGCGGAGAGUCGCCGCCGCAAACUCAUUUUGAGCCUUUCUCGGAGAUUUCUAGCCCCCUCGACAGUUGAUGCUGCAUCUCGUUCGCUUCAUGAUGAACGAGCAGGCAUGUUUCUAGCAAAUUCGCUGAAGAACGUGGAUAUCAGAGUUUGCGCUAUUGGGCUAGCCCCAUCAGCAUUGGUUUUGAAGCGGAAUGGGAUUGACCGUGCUGUUGACAUAGGGGAGGUCAUCGAUCAUGAGGAAGCAUUAGAGGAGGACGAGAUCAAGGCACUGGAUUGUGCUUCCCUGGGAACGACUGAGACAGGAAUAACACUUACAACGGACACGAGCGGGUUUUUUUCUGGAACUAUUGAGUUGCCUUCAAAGAUUGUUGACGCCUGGCGACAAGAAAAGGAUGAAUCUGUGGCGGACCAUGACCAGAUUCGAAUCGCGGCCUUUAAAGUUGGAUGUCAUUCAUUGCACGCUGUGGGAUCAGUUGAGUUGAUUUCUCCCACGGGGAUAUCAAUAAUAUCGGAUGUAGACGAUACCAUCAAGGAAUCAUCGGUCCACGAAGGGCGUAUGGCUGCCAUCAACAAAGCCUUGUUCUCGGAGGCCAAAGAUGUGGCUGGGAUGGCAGAUGCGUACAACUACCUUCGAUCGAAGAAAGUGUCCGUGCAUUAUGUCAGCGCUGGCCCAUAUCAACUAUAUCCCAUGCUGAGCGCCUUCUUCAAAACGAGCAGAUUCCCACCUGGCUCGUUAAAUCUGCGAAAUGUUUGGGAGCGCGAAAACAUGAGCAGUAGUACCUAUAAGCACAACGUCAUCAGUAGGAUUUUACGGGACUUUGGUUCCCGCCAAUUCAUCCUCAUCGGCGACUCUGGGGAGAGCGACAUCGAAAUAUAUGCGAGGGUGUACGAAGCAGCACCGCAGCAAAUUUUGAAAAUUUUCAUUAGAGAUGUCAAUAGUCAUAAACAUCCAGCAUUCACAAAGAGCCGGACAUUCCCGAUGGCCUAUCGCGAGGAAACUGCCCUUGCAGCGACAGCGGCAGCUAUCAACCCAUUGGUAGCUCGAGCAAGAGCAGCAUUCCAUACACUACAUGACAGCAGUUGGAGCUUAUUCAAACUACCGGAAGCAAUUAUUACAGACACUAUAGUGCAGCAUGCAAUUGCUAAAGCUUGAGAACAAGCAGAUAGCAUGUAGUCCAUACUGUGACAUGUACACCUAGAAAACUAUAGAGGUUCAGCUGAACUUGCUGGUUAUGUGAUGUGGGAGGUUAAGGUGAAACAGGGAGGAAUGCAUGUAUUAUUAGAUUCUUAUAUUAAGAAGUGCUGUGUGGUUAAAUAUAGGAAAUAUAGAAGGUUGCACUAGAAACUGGAUCUAAACCACAAGUCUUUAGAAAUAGAAUUGACUGGUUAAG